Asparagus officinalis (garden asparagus) is the source of this 1373-nucleotide messenger RNA. RefSeq names its product protein bem46-like. The record is from RefSeq and is a predicted model, not a curated record. The transcript is spliced from 8 exons. Gene Ontology annotation, cellular component: membrane. Gene Ontology annotation, biological process: proteolysis. Bases 1 to 978 code for a protein of 325 amino acids. NCBI's taxonomy places the organism in Eukaryota, Viridiplantae, Streptophyta, Magnoliopsida, Asparagales, Asparagaceae. Gene Ontology annotation, molecular function: palmitoyl-(protein) hydrolase activity; serine-type peptidase activity.
AUGCCUCGUAGCCCAGUCCUCUCCUCUACGCCGCUGCAUGACGCAUUGGCUGCUCGGCGCCAUGGGCUUCUCGUGGCGCUUCCAAGAGAAGCCUCGCUGCUACGUUCCCCGGUACUGCCCCGGCCUUCGCUCGGUCGUAUCGCCAUCACCUACCCGCUCGCCUUCGCCAUCGAUUACGAGGACGUGUGGCUUCGCUCCGCCGAUGGCGUUCGCCUUCACGCUUGGUUCAUCAAGCUCUCCCCCCAUUGCAAAGGCCCGACAAUACUUUUCUUCCAAGAAAAUGCUGGCAAUAUUGCCCAUCGUCUUGAAUUCGUUCGCAUUAUGCUGCAGAGGCUGCAUUGCAAUGUCUUCUUGCUUUCUUAUAGAGGAUAUGGGGCAAGUGAUGGCCGGCCGUCUGAGCAUGGUAUUACAAAAGAUGCUCAGGCAGCAUUGGAUCAUCUAGCACAGAGAAAUGACAUCGAUACAUCUAAAAUCGUUAUAUUUGGAAGAUCUCUUGGAGGUGCUGUCGGAUCAGUCCUUGCAAAAAAUAAUCCAGAUAAGGUAUCGGCUGUAAUUUUGGAAAAUACGUUCACCUCUAUCUUGGACAUGGCUGGAAUUUUACUACCCUUCCUGAAAUGGUUCAUAGGUGGCACUACAUCAAAAGGACCACGUGUGUUAAAUUUUCUCGUUCGUUCACCAUGGAAUACCAUUAAAACAAUUGGGCAGAUCAAACAGCCAAUUCUAUUCCUGUCUGGUUUACAAGAUGAGAUGGUUCCACCUUCCCACAUGCGAAUGCUUCAUGCAAAGGCUAUUGAGACAAACAGCAAGUGCAUAUUUGUUGAUUUUCCCAGUGGCAUGCAUAUGGACACUUGGCUUUCUGGUGGAGAUCGGUACUGGAGAAGUAUCCAGAUAUUCUUGGCUAGAUAUGUCUCGGAGUAUGAUGUCAAUUGCGGUAGCAAACAUAAUUUUCCUUUUCUUUCAGAUGCUGAUGAUUAUUGACAAUCAGCGCGCAUCAAAAACUGCAUCUUCUGCCGCUGUAGACAAAUUUUGCCAUUUGGAGAUGUGAACUUGUAGAAAUGAUUCCUGAGACUCACAAAAUUUCCUGACAAAUAUCCCCGUGUGAAGUAAGGAGAUGUUGAAGGAACGCUUUUAAAUGGAUGACGGUGUUGGAAACGUCAAGGCCUUGCUCACUUGUGGGUAUUCUUUGGUUAUUGUAAUAAUUUUGCAUUCAAAGAUGGGUUACUUGUUGUUGAUCCCUUGUGAUGAUCUUAUGCUAUGUUUUCCUGAAGUGGUGAUAAUCUCUGCACUGUUGAUCUAACGUUAUGUAACAUAUCGCCUCUUGACUUGGAUAUCAGCACUAGCAUCGUUUAACGGUAAAAAAGGAUUAAUUUUCU